This is a messenger RNA of Xenopus laevis (African clawed frog), 943 nucleotides long. Its product is annotated as olfactory receptor 502-like. The transcript has a single exon. The coding region runs from base 8 to 943 and encodes 311 amino acids. The record is from RefSeq and is a predicted model, not a curated record. Lineage: Eukaryota; Metazoa; Chordata; Amphibia; Anura; Pipidae.
AAACCUGAUGGAUAAAGUCAAUAAGACAUCUGUGGAAGGGUUUAUUUUAUUGGCUUUUUCAGAUCUACACCAGCUCCAGAUUCCCUUAUUCUGUGCCAUGUUGCUUAUCUACAUUACAUGCGUCUCUGGGGACUUGUCUGUAAUUUUUCUAGUAAGGACUGAACCUUCCCUUCAUACCCCAAUGUAUAUCUUUAUUAGCACAUUGGCUGCAACGGAAAUGAUGUUUGUGACUUCCAUUAUCCCCAAUCUUUUAGCUAACCUUAUUGCAGGUAAGAACAGAAUAUCUUUCAUUGGCUGCUUCACACAACUGUUUGUCACUGAUACACUGGGAACAGCACAAUGUUACUUUCUUGCAGUCAUGGCUUUUGACCGAAACCUGGCUAUUAGCAACCCACUGCAUUAUUCUUCUAUCAUGACCCAGACGUUGUGUGUACAACUUGCUAUUCUACCUUGGAUUGUUGGAAUCAUUACUGUAGCUAUUCCGUUCAUCUUUACAGUUAUGUUGGACUUCUGUGGCAGUAAUGAAGUCAAUCAUUUCUUUUGUGAUUUUGCUCCUCUUCAUUCCUUGGCUUGUUCUGAUCCCUUCAUUGCUCAAGUGCUUGCAAACUCAGGGGCUUUAUUUGCUGUUGCUCUCCCAUUUAUUAUAACUGUUGGAUUCUACAUCCAUAUCAUUAUCAUUAUUGCUAAGAUUAACAGUGCCGAAUCUAAACAGAAAGCUUUCUCCACUUGCUCUUCCCACCUCACCGUAGCAGGUUUGGAUUAUCUCACUUCUAUCACAGUCUAUGUUGUACCAAAGGGCUCUCGUUAUGACAGGUACCUUGCCCUUAUAUUUACUUUCAUUACUCCUCUUUUAAAUCCAUUUAUUUAUACCUUCAGAAACAAAGAUGUAAAGAGAGCUCUUUUCAAAUCAAGGAGGUUAAAACUUUGCCAGGGAUCAUUUUAA